Molecule: messenger RNA, 1630 nt
Organism: Selaginella moellendorffii
Lineage: Eukaryota; Viridiplantae; Streptophyta; Lycopodiopsida; Selaginellales; Selaginellaceae
Product: pentatricopeptide repeat-containing protein At5g39710
Exons: 1
Coding region: 14-1513 (499 amino acids)
Molecular function (GO): protein binding
Source: RefSeq, a predicted model, not a curated record
GUUCUAGGGCAGCAUGAGGCGCUGCAUUGGCGCCCUCCGUCGGGCGUCUGGGAUGACGAUGCUCGUCCCGGACAGCAAUCCUCGCGCAGGGUCACAGGCAAAUGCGGCAAUGUCCGUGGAAUGGCUGCAAGAAAUGAAAGAGGAGAGCGCCAGGAGGGUGCGGGAGCAAGCAGCGCGGAUCCAAGCGCUGGAAGAAGGUGAGAGGCUGCUGAGAGCGCAUUCCAGAUCGCUGCUGGGCAGCUACAAGGGCCGGGUGACGCCGAUCGCCGCCGCAUUCGCCAUCGGCAAGACGAGGAAUCCGGCGGAGGCGAGGGCGCUCUUCGAUUGGGCGGGCAAGCAACCGGGAUUCAUCCACAAUGGCGAGACGUGCGCGGCGCUACUGCGCGUCUUCCACAAGGCCCGCCUCGCCGGCGAUGCCUUCGCACUCUUCACGAGAGACCUCUGGCGCUACUGUGCUCGCAGCGCCAUUGCUUACAAGACCAUGGUGGAAGGCUACUGCUACGUCGGGGAUAUGGAUCCGGCAACGAGGAUUCUAGCACAGAUGGAGAAAAUGGGAUUCCACAUUGAUGUCGGCCUCCACAACGCGAUUAUCAGGGGAUUGAUCAGGGCCAAGAGAGUCGACGACGCACUGGAUCACUUUGCAAAGAUGGAAAAGAACCGUGACACGGAUCUUGAGUCUUACUCCAUCGUCGUCUCGGCGCUGUGUGAUGAGAAACGAGUGGACAAGGCGGUGGAUCUCCUCUACAGCAUGAACGAGGAAAGCUUCUUGCCGGAUGUUGGGAUCUACAACAGGAUCAUCGAGGCGAUGUCUGAGCUCCAACUCCACGGCGCUUACUUGCUGUUCGAGCAGAUGAUCGAGGCUGGUGUUCUUCCAAACUCUGCGACUUUCAGCUUCCUUGUUCGUGGCUGCUUCAAGCGGGGAUUUCUCGACGAGGGCAGCGAGUUGCUGCGGCAGAUGGUGGAGUCCGGCUGCGUCCCGGAGCUCGCAACCUUCAACGCCGUGAUCGAGGGGCUGUGCAAAGUUCGUCGCGUGGAAAACGCGCGAUGGGUGAUGAACGAGAUGGCUUCGCAGGGAUGCUCUCCGGACGCUGCAACGCACAGGUUCUUGCUCGAGGCGCUGUGCAAGAUGGACAAACUGGACGAAGCUCACCGCCACGUCCAGAGGAUGAUCGCUACCGGGUGCUUGCCGGACACGGUCACGUACUCGUUCCUCAUCAAGAAGCUCUGCAAGGAAGGGAGGCCGAUGGAAGCUCACAGGUUUUUCAAGGAGAUGAUUGGGAUCGGUCGCGAGCCGGACAGCUCCAUCUACAACUUGCUCCUGGCGAGCCACUGCGCCGCGAGCAAAGCCACCGCAUGCUACGAGCUCUUCACCCAGAUGAAGGAGAGGGGAGUUCUUCCGGAGCCCAGGAACUGCCUCAAUCUCGUCCGGCUGCUCCACAAGUUCCACAGAUUUGCUGAGGCCAGAGAGGUCGGGAACGCAAUCCCGGAGGUUCCUUUGCUACUCCUCCGAUGAUCAGUGCUUUCUCGGAUCUUCUCGGAUGAACUAGUGAUCGAUUUCUCUGAUCGAGCGAGCGCGAGCUUAGAAGAAGAGCAAGAAGAUAAAAUCUGGGAAUAUACCUCGUUUUUGAAA